Messenger RNA from Seriola dumerili (greater amberjack), 865 nucleotides. RefSeq lists its product as uncharacterized. Gene Ontology annotation, molecular function: metalloendopeptidase activity. The transcript has 7 exons. NCBI's taxonomy places the organism in Eukaryota, Metazoa, Chordata, Actinopteri, Carangiformes, Carangidae. Gene Ontology annotation, biological process: cell adhesion; proteolysis. The record is from RefSeq and is a predicted model, not a curated record. Bases 1 to 852 code for a protein of 283 amino acids. Gene Ontology annotation, cellular component: cytoplasm; membrane.
AUGGCAGCGGUGCUGGAGGACUGGACCACAGUCCGGAUCGACCCGGUCACUUUAGCUGCAUUACAGGACACCGGCUGGUACACGGUCAACCUGAGCCGGGCACAGAGUCUGGUCUGGGGCGACGGUGAAGGAGCCACGUUUGGUUCCCUGUCAACCUGCCAAGACAACUCCUCCUCCUUUUUCUGCUCUGGCAGUGGACGUGGGUGUCAUUUUCUUCACCUCCACAAGGGGGAGUGCCAGACGGAUCCAUACCUGGAGGGAUGUGGAGUGUUUAAACCCCUCCAGAAUGCAAGUGAAUGUUGGAAACAGGAAAACACCGGGCAGUCAGCUGAAGACGAUUGGAGCGGGGAGAUUUUGGGCUUCAACAGCCGAUGCUUCUUCUCUAACCUGACCAGACAGGUGCCUGUGCUUAGUCAGUUUGUUGAGGUUAACAGCUCAGUGGAGGGCCGCUGUUACAGACACAGGUGUACUGGACCAAACAGGUUCCAAAUCCAGGUCACUGGCUCUGAGUGGGUGGACUGUCCAGCAGGAGGCACAAUUCAGAUAAAAGGAUAUCAGGGUUUAGUCUUGUGCCCUGACAGGAGGUUUUGCCUGUACUCUGACAUUACUCCUCCCUCAGAUGAUGUCAGUAUGUUUCCAUCUUCUUCCACAAGUGACCCCUAUGAGACGUUGACUUCAGUCCAGGAUGGGACCUGGUCUCCCCUCAGACCUCCUACACAGAUCACUGUAGCCACAGCGCUCUGCUUCACUGCCGCUGUGUGUCUCCUGGCUGCACUCAUGGUGUCUUACAGGAAAUGCGGCUCCUGCAGGAUCAGGAUCCACACUGUCCCAGAGGAUCACAGGAACCUUUAAAAAGCUAAAGUGU